UAAUCAACAAGUCAUUACCGAGUAGGGUCCCAUAUAGUCAUUGGCCUAUUUCGCAAAUACUUGGACUAAUCCGUUCCUUCAUUGUUCAUUCCAUGAAGACAGAUCUCUGCUUCCGUAUUUGUUUGUGAGUGGUAAUGCACAUGAUAACUCGGGGGAUUAUGGGUGCGUCCUCUUCAUCUGAGCGACAUUGCACUGUGCACUACUCUGAGAGUGGCUGACUCCAAAUUCACAGGCUGGGUCCCCAGAAGGCCACACUUUCAGUCACAUGAAGCCUGUUCCGGUGCGGUUCAACUACACUUGGUGUCCAAAUUCAUAUGAAGCCUGUCCAAACUUGCCACGCUUUAAUACGGAAGUUGUACAAGGAAACGUCUUUCAAGGUAUCAAAGUGUCUUUUUAGAAUUUGGAAACCGCAUCUGCCGUCGAGUUGCGGCAGAAGUGACAUUAUGUGGCCGAAAAUUUGGCCUUCAGAGAACGCAUCCUGUCAAUUUGGACACGGGGCUUAUGUGUGUUCGGAGAGGCCCAAUGUGCUCCGCCGCCAUUAAUUUCCGAAUACAGUCUAUGGUCGAAACCAAUCACCUGCUUCCAGUUGUGCUACUUGACACUCUGACGCAGUCUGUACCCAGUUUGAGUGCCUGUUGCGCGCAAUGGCACUUGAUUUUUGGUACACUCUGAAUUUCCAAACUGCAAAUUGGAACAGCGCAUCGAUUUUCUGAACAAUCAGAGGUGAAUGCUCUGAGUGUAUUUCUGAAUGCGUGCUCAGACCUGUGUGGCGAACUCACAAAGGUUGGAGGCUGACAGUCGUUACCAUUUUAAAAUGAGGUAGGGUCAUUUAAUAAAAAAGUGAAGUAUUUGCAAUCCCCAUGUUCCGUUCGGCUGCCAGAGGGAGGCAAGGUGGGGGGAAGGGAAGCGAGGGACAGAUGGGAUUGACACAUGGUCCCGGUCAGCUUCCCGUUCUCACCCCCUCCCGCUCAGAUUCUGUCUAAUCUGCCCGGGUAGAAUCGGUUGAGAGAAUAGGGGGAGGGCUCUGGCCAUUCGCCUCCACCUCUCUCUCUUUUCUGGCAGCACCCAACAGAGCCUCAGAGCCAAAGCAUGCAGGAUGUGCGGGGGAAAAAAGGGGACUUCUUCCUCAGUGAGGCUGUCCUGAGGGAGCUGAUGUGAUCUGAAGUGGCACUCAUGCUGAGGUUUUCACUUGCGGAGAAUGCAGCCCAACGAGAGUUAUUGCUAAUCCAUCACAAGGAGAGCGCAGGCACAACCUGCUGCAGGACUCAACUGCACAUUUUCUUUCUUUCUUUCUUUAUUUUUGAUUAUGAUUUCAUAUCAAGAGCUUCGGCCUGUUGUAACGUCUGGCUUUUUUAAGGAUGUGACAGUGCGAACUUUGGAGACACUCUGAAGAAAAUCGGUUUCGGGGUGGAAAUUCAUGGCCAAAUGCAGAGUCGUAGUGGGUGACCAAAAACAGUUCGGUGGCACAAUGUCCGCCAACCAGGGCAUGAACCGUCGCAGUGUCUACAAUUACUUCCUCAACAUGGUGGCCUAUCAGAUCUGCUGCUGCUGUGGGCCUGCUCCCUGCUCUCUCUGCUGUGCCUUCUGUCCUCCAGUCAAGUCGUCCACCAGCACUCGGGUCAUGUACACCAUCUUCCACGUCAUGAGUUGCGCUGUUUCCUGCCUCAUGCUGUCGCGCACCGUCUCUGAACUCGUCAGGGAAAAUGUGCCUUUCUUCAACGUGGUAUGUGAUCAGGCACAUGGUGGGGGUCAUUGUGAGAUGCUUGUAGGCUACUCAGCAGUCUACAGAGUCUGCUUUGGCACGUCCUGUUUCUACCUAAUGAUGGCCAUCUUCCUUGUUGACGUCAAGUCUAGUCAGGACUACAGAGCACUCAUACACAAUGGUUUCUGGUUUCUGAAACUUAUUACCUUGCUUGGGAUGUGCGCUGCUGCCUUCUUCAUCCCAACGGAGUCAUUCCUCCACGCUUGGCAUUACGUUGGUGUGGUGGGAGGAUUUGCCUUCAUCCUCAUCCAACUUAUUCUCAUCACAGCUUUUGCACACACCUGGAACAAAAACUGGCUUACUGGAGCAGCGGAAAAUAAACGGUGGUAUUUGGCGGUGAUGUGCGCCACCCUUUUCUUUUACACUAUCGCCACGAUGGCCUUCACCUUCAUGUAUAAAUACUACACACACCCCAUCGCCUGCCAAUUCAACAAGGCCCUGCUAUGGAUCAACUUGGGACUCUGCUGCCUCAUGUCCUUCAUUGCUGUCACACCAUGCGUAAAACAGAAGCAACCCCGAUCGGGGCUCCUUCAGGCCUCCAUCAUAAGCUGUUAUGUCAUGUAUCUCACUUUUUCUGCAUUGUCUAGUCGCCCUCCUGAAAAAGUUGUGUACCAGGGCAUGAACAUGACAGUAUGUUACCCCAGCGUGGGGCAAGACGGGAUCCAGAAUGAGGGCAAUGCCGUGGCCGUCAUCGGAGCUGCAAUCAUGUACUGCUGUGUUCUGUUUGCAUGCAACGAAGCAUCCUACCUUGCAGAGGUAUUCGGGCCAUUCUGGAUGAUCAAAGUAUACCGUUAUGAGUUCCAGAAAGCCACCUGCUGUUUCUGCUGCCCCGAGGAGGAGGAAGUGGAGGAAGAGUUUGUGAUUGAUGAUGACACCAAGAGCUGCCAGAAGGUUAUUCAUAACGAGACGCAGAGAGUGGCCUACAGCUACUUUUUCUUUCAUUUUGUUUUCUUUUUGGCCUCGCUUUAUGUCAUGAUGACCCUCACCAACUGGUUCAGCUAUGAGUCGGCAGUGCUGGAGACCACCUUCACCCACGGGAGCUGGUCUACUUUCUGGGUGAAGAUGUCAUCGUGCUGGGCCUGUGUGAUCCUCUACCUCUGGCUGCUGCUGGCCCCCUUGUGCAGCUGCCAAAAUAAUUCCAGACCUCGCCGAUCCCACAUCAAACGACGAUCGCCGUCCUCCCGUCAUGUCACGGUCAGCGUCUGACUUACAGUCCGGAGGAUGGGAGGUCACGUGACUCCAUUUCUCUUCAGGGAUGCACCGUGGAGCUGUCACGGAUGGCGGUCGCUUGGUUCACUGAGUCAAAGUUUCACAUCGCUGUGAGACGGUCUAUUCAAUGGGCCCAUAUGACUUUGUGAUAUCACUUGAUAUCACAAAGUUAAUCAAGACUUGACUGUAUAAAUUGCCAAAGUGAACCGAAGAGCUGAACUGUCAAACUGUAUGUUGAUAAAAAAAUACAGUGACUAAGGUGCAUAAGUUUUAUCACUUAAAGAGAACUUCUACAUCAUUGUAGAGAACGCAACAGAAGAGUGGCCACUGUGAAAUUACCUGUCCUCUUUUAUCCUUUUUAAAAAGACAGUUUUAUUGCAUUUUUGCUUUGAUCCAGAAGUUAGCAUUGUAGGUCUGGUCCUGGCUGAUGUCGGGGAGAACAUGGUAUUACACUUUUCUUUUUCUUUUUUUUAAGAACUGGACAUAAUAUUUUGCAUACAAUAUUUUAUACACUUCACAUGUUCUCAAACACGAGCGUGUUUGAGAAUGACACAAUGGGCCCUAUUUUUGUACGCAGGGGCAUGUGCGUUCGGCAUGAAAAAUGGCGCAUGUCGAUUUUCGAGACGGCACAAGACCGGUUUACAGUGUUUGGCAAUUUGGGAGACAGCGUUGUACCUGACUGUGCAUUGUGGUGGACCGAAGGCAUUUGCCAAAAAGUAGAUGAGAAUUUAGACCAACGAAAAGUAGGUCUAAGUUGUGGUGCAGGUGCCGGAGUGUGAUUUGGGUGGAUUUGAUCGUAGUGUGGGAUCGUAUUUCAUUGAGAAAUAUGACCACAACAUGCAUUGAACUAUCUGAAUCCUUUCGAAAUCAAUGAAUUGAACAAAUUAUGACAAUUAUCAUAUUUAAAAUAUUUUUGAAAGCACCCCUCUGACUGCGGCACAACUAUGGGCCCUGGAGGGUUGACACAUAUGGACUUGCCAUUGGGGGUAGAAGUCAGUGCCCACUCCAGAGCGGUCACCUUUACAUCAACCACAAGUGGAGAUCUUGCAGUUCCUUUGAAAUGUACUUUGCACACACAGAUCUCCUGCAUCUACCAUUUUGAAUGUGCGCCUCUCUCUGCACUGAAUUUAAAGGGAAUGAGCUGAGACGCUUCAGUUGGAUGGCAAAUAAUGGGUGGGCUAAUCGCAUAUAAAAAAAAAUGUACAGUAUAUACCUGUGUAUAUAUACACCUGUAUAUACACUGUAUGCUAGUAACACUCAUGUUUCACUGAGUGAGUAUCUGCAUGUUCACAGUGUGUCGCAUUUAUAUUCAGAGUUAAGUGAUGACAGAGGGUAGUCAAGUCAUACGUUUUCUUUAGGAUUUGUAUCCAAACAUGGUGUUUAUAAUUGCGUUUGUAGAAUAUAAAUUAAGCAGCAACAUCCACCGUUUUUAGCCAUUUCAGGGGGCGGCCAUUUUGACACUUGAUGUCGACUGAAAAAGACAUCACAGUUGCUCAAGGGUCAGUUAUUGAGCAAUCGGGUAUUUUCUGAGUUUGGUCAUGUGACAUUUUGCAAGCCGACUUGUGAUUGGUUGUUACCUGACUUCGACAAUUUGUUUUGUAUUAUAAAUAGGAUACUCAACCUGAAUGCAUCGUUUCAAUUAUUACUAAAAGACAAGGCAGCUAAGAAGGAAGCAUGCGGGGAAAUAUGAAUAAAUAUGCAAUGAAGAAGACUGUUACUAGUGCAUGUAAAUUCUGUAUAGAUUGCUCUCAUUGCUCUCCUGGGAAUGACUCCUGAUCAGUUCACCCUUCCCGACUUCCCUGUGACUCAGAACAGGAUAACUGAAAUAAGAAAAUGGAUGGAUAUUCCUCAUACAGAUUCCAAUGUGUUUUUUGUUUACAUUCGAUUUGUGCAUUUGCUCCCCUGAUUACACACACGUAAGCCAGCAGUGCUUAAUGAAAAUAUGUCCAGAAAGGAUAGACGCUUUCUGCCUCUUGCCUUGAGAAAGAAGUUGUCUCUGAUUAUGACAAAAGCAAUGAAACUUUGUUGUUCCAUUUGUGACACUUUUGGAAGAAAUCUGCUCAGUUUCUGUGUGUUUGGGCAAUGCGGGACUGCAGUACUUCUGUAAGCUCAUAAAUGGUCAAGUUUGAAUGCAGCAGUAUGCUUUAUUUUCCUAUAGAUUUCUUAUGAGAGCAAAAUUGCUGUCAAUGAAAGGGAAGUGUAUUUCCGACCCUGAACGGAUAUUUCCUGGUGAGGUUUAUUGGUGUUACACACGUCACACUGCUACUGAAGGGAGCCCCGAUCUGCCUGUGAUGACUUGCUUACAGUUGAUGAACAGCAGUGGUUUGGUUUCAGUAUUCGUACGUAGUCCAGUAACAAGAAUCCACUGGUUUAAAUUUGAUGCUAUUUUUCUUCUCCUUCCUUUUUUUAAUACAAUGUUUUCUCUCAAAUCA
Molecule: messenger RNA, 5403 nt
Organism: Hippocampus zosterae (dwarf seahorse)
Lineage: Eukaryota; Metazoa; Chordata; Actinopteri; Syngnathiformes; Syngnathidae
Gene: serinc4
Product: serine incorporator 4
Exons: 11
Coding region: 1418-2968 (516 amino acids)
Cellular component (GO): membrane
Source: RefSeq, a predicted model, not a curated record